Molecule: messenger RNA, 1593 nt
Organism: Penaeus chinensis
Lineage: Eukaryota; Metazoa; Arthropoda; Malacostraca; Decapoda; Penaeidae
Product: galactosylceramide sulfotransferase-like
Exons: 6
Coding region: 63-1592 (509 amino acids)
Biological process (GO): glycolipid biosynthetic process
Cellular component (GO): membrane
Molecular function (GO): galactosylceramide sulfotransferase activity
Source: RefSeq, a predicted model, not a curated record
GGCAGCAAAAAAUGAAACAAACGUAAGAUCCUCCGUUAGAGUGAGUGGGUGGAGCCAAGUCCAUGAAACAGCCAAUCAGCACAUCGCCCGUAGAAUGCCGUCUUACCACUUUUUUCUGUUUCUCAGUUUUCACUUGCCACUUCCUUAAAACGUGUGUCGGUACACUUCUCUUCUGCGGAAAAGAUCACCGUACAAAAAUCAUACACAUCAAGAGAAGUACACCACAUACUGCAAAUGGUGCUUGUUCAUUACAUCAGCCGGCACGACGUAAGAGGCUGCCCCAUGCAAAAGCAUGGCCCCGACUUGACUCACCUGUCGAGUCCUGCAGGGUUCAGUGUACUACUGGCCGUGAGACCAGUACCAUCAGAGAUUGUAGUUCCGCUGCUGUGGGUCACCAUGGGCAUACGUCUGGCACCAUGAAACAUACGGUUGCUGCGAAGACACUCGGUGCUGCGGCUGUGGCGCUGGUGCUGCUCAAUCUCUUGUACCACCACUACAACGACCUUAUUGGUCACGAUCCCACAGCUCUUGCGGAUAGCCCAUAUCCACGAACGGAAGCUGUAACGUCACCGCAAGAAGACGAAGAGCGCAAGUGUGAACCUAAGAGGAACCUCGUGUACCUCAAGACGCACAAGUGCGCCUCGUCUACUCUACAACGAGUGUUCCUCAGGUACGGGAAAGAGCAUAAACUGAGCUUCGUACUGCCGGCUUCCAGUAACUACUUGGGAUGGAAGCUUCCGUUCCGGCCCCGCAUGAUUCCUCCGGACCUGCGCUCCCCAAAUGGCAAAUACAACAUGUUCCUCCUUCACACACGCUUCAGCGAGGACGCCAUAUCACAGGUAAUGCCAAGGGACUGUGUGUAUGUAACUAUCCUGCGUGAGCCUAUUGACCAGUUCGAGAGCCUUUGGGGAUUUCAAGAACUUGAAAAGUUCUACGACAUGAGCAUCGAUCAGUUUGCCAAGCUGCCAUACGAAAAGGCGGUGCGGUGGCGGAAGGGGGAUCUGUUCGGCAUACACCAGAUGAUGUUUGAUUUGGGCUACGGCGCUGUGGGGGAGGACACUGAGACCGAGUUCCAGCACAGACUCGAUCAAAUAAAUUCAACUUUUGACCUGGUCAUGCUUGCAGAGAGAUUUGAUGAAUCUCUUGUGCUCCUGAAACACCUCAUGUGCUGGACGACAGAUGAUAUUGUGUACCUCAGCAUCAAUGCAAGGAAAGAAAACGAGAAGACGAACAUUACAAACGAAACAAAAAGCCUCCUUUACUCGCUAAACAGGCCUGAUGUUAAACUGUACGAUUUCUUCUCAAAAAUAUUUGACCGGAAGGUUAAGGCCUUUGGUGAAGAGAAAAUGCAAAAGGAGCUACAGGAACUGAGAGAUGUUAUUGAUAAAAUGGAGAAACGAUGUGUGGCCGAUGAAGAAUCAAAGGUCACUGGUGAACUCAAAUGGAGAAAAGAUAUAGUCAGUUUAGCAGUGAAGGAAGAUAAGGUGUGCGUGGACCUUGUUAAAACAGAAAUAAGCUUUGUAGAUGAAGUGCGAGAAAGACAAAGAAUGUGGAUAAAAAAUGGCUGGCCUUUGAAUAAAACUGUAACAUGAU